AUCCCACCCCAAUCUCUCACCUUCAUCACCAUUAGCAUCAUGGAGGAAAUCGGCAUUGACCUCAAGUUCGAGGACCCCACCGUCGCGGCGCAGCUCAACGAGAAGCAGGCGCUGUACUCCCCGCUUUCGAGGAACGAUGAUGAGCUGUACUCGACUUGGCGCAAGCUUGAGGCUCAGCGCGAGUUUCUCCAGCUUCAGGAGGACUAUAUUCGCGACGAAACUAUGAACCUGCGCCAGGAACUGCUGCGCGCCCAGGAGGAAGUCAAGCGCAUUCAGUCCGUCCCCCUCGUCAUCGGGCAGUUCCUUGAGGCCAUUGACGAGCGCCGCGGCAUUGUCGGGAGCACCACUGGCUCCAACUACGUUGUGCGCAUCCUGUCGACCCUCGACCGUGAGCUGCUCAAGCCAUCGAGCAGUGUCGCCCUGCACCGUCACUCAAAUGCGCUGGUUGACAUCCUGCCGCCUGAGGCCGACUCAUCGAUCUCCAUGCUCGGCGCCGACGAGCGCCCCGACGUCAAGUACUCAGACGUCGGUGGUCUCGACCAGCAGAAGCAGGAGAUCCGCGAGGCCGUCGAGCUGCCCCUCGUCCAGAUGGACCUCUACAGGAAGAUUGGCAUUGAUCCGCCUCGUGGCGUUCUGCUCUACGGCCCUCCAGGGACGGGCAAGACGAUGUUGGUGAAGGCGGUGGCUAACGCGACGACGGCGUCGUUUAUCCGUGUGGUCGGGUCCGAGUUUGUGCAGAAGUACCUCGGCGAGGGCCCACGUAUGGUUCGCGACGUAUUCCGCAUGGCACGAGAGAACUCGCCGUCCAUCAUCUUCAUCGACGAGGUGGACGCGAUUGCGACGAAGCGUUUCGACGCGCAGACCGGCUCGGAUCGCGAGGUCCAGCGUAUUCUGCUCGAAUUGCUCAACCAGAUGGACGGCUUCGACCAGACAACAAACAUUAAGGUCAUCAUGGCUACCAACCGUCAGGACACGCUCGACCCCGCACUGUUGCGUCCUGGACGUCUCGACCGCAAGAUCGAGUUCCCAAACCCGUCCCGCCGCGAGCGCCGUCUCAUCUUCCAGACUGUCACGAGCAAGAUGAAUCUCAGCCCCGACGUCGAUCUCGAGGACUAUGUGUCGCGGCCAGACAAGCUGAGCUCCGCAGAGAUCGCGUCUAUUUGCCAAGCCGCAGGCCUGCAAGCGGUGCGCAAGAACCGCUAUGUCAUCCUACCCAUCGAUUUCGAAGAGGCUUGGAAGUCCACCGUCAAGCGUUCCGAGGAUCGUCUGGACUUCUACCGGUAAUAUGUACAUUGUCAUGCAACCAUCGAUUCAGCCACGCUCACGUUCCCCAUCCUCAUCUCACUCCUCCCAUCCCCCGCUCCGACCUCGUGCCCACCCUCAUCUCGGUGCGGCGCGGCGUCUCGAGCGCAGAGCGACGGCUUGCCGUCGGCGUUCAUUUGCUAUCCUUCCGCGGCAUUGCCCAACUUCACGGGGACGAUACUUCACAGGCGUCGGACAUCUUCGGAUGCAACCGUGUCACAAUCCUCUCAAAUGUCGCAGUACUGACGGGUGCGAGCGCGAGAG
Cutaneotrichosporon oleaginosum is the source of this 1566-nucleotide messenger RNA. Lineage: Eukaryota; Fungi; Basidiomycota; Tremellomycetes; Trichosporonales; Trichosporonaceae. The record is from RefSeq and is a predicted model, not a curated record.